Fusarium musae is the source of this 654-nucleotide messenger RNA. RefSeq lists its product as uncharacterized. NCBI's taxonomy places the organism in Eukaryota, Fungi, Ascomycota, Sordariomycetes, Hypocreales, Nectriaceae. The record is from RefSeq and is a predicted model, not a curated record. Bases 1 to 654 code for a protein of 217 amino acids. The transcript has a single exon.
AUGGCCUCUACCGGUGAUGCUCGCAAGAGCCGCAUCGUGUCGCACAUGAACAAGGAUCACACCAGAGAAAUCACAUAUUAUCUCCGCCAUUAUGCCCAUCUCUCUGCUUUAGCUGCAUCGUCACCCGUGCUCAAAGAUAUCGACCUUAACGGCAUGACUAUUAAGUCAAAUGAUGGAAAAGAUCACUUUGUCCCUUUCUCGCCUCCUCUCUCCAGCUGGGCCGAGGUCAAGGACCGCAUCAUCGAAAUGGCCAACACAGCCCGCGAAGGACUGGGUCUUAGCGACGUCAUUAUCACAGCCUACACACCCCCAGAGGGGUUUGGAAUCUUUGUUACGGGAUCAGUUCUCUUCUACUUCUUCUGCGCCGGGACACUGCCGUGGGUGCAGCCUGGCACACGCAUCUGGGAGCUAUUGAACGAAGGGUUCCCUGGAGGAGCAACCUUCUUCCGCUGGCUUGUCAACACCAUCUUUUGGCCCGUUAUAUGCAUUCACCUUGUUGAAUGCUUUUUCUUCGACAGGAAGCUUCAGAGACACGGCGUAGAGAGAUUCUCUGGACAGUGGUGGCUUUGGCUCAGCAACUGCUUUUUUGAGGGGUUCCCUGCCUUUAAGCGCGUGGAUGCCAUUGUGGUACGGAAGCAAGAUAAGAGUACCUAG